CCACCUUAAAACCACGACAAGACGGGGUCAAAACAAUGCCAGUCCUCCACAGACCACUUCCGGCAGGCUGCGCGUGCAAACGGAAACGCCAAAGGUGAAACGGGAGACGCGGUACAACGUCACUUCCGCCUCAUUUCCGGAACCGACACGUUUUUGUUUUUGCCCCAGAUCGACGUGAGUCUGAAAACCUGGUCCGAGGGCCAUGCCUAAAGUCAAUAGAAGGAAGAAGUUUGACUACAACAAAGACAGGAAGAAACUCCGCAAACAGUUCAAGAAGAAGGAGGCUCCGAGAAUCGAGAACUCGCAGAUCCGACAUGCGUGGGACCACAACAAGUCGGUGUUCAGGAACAUGCAGGACAUGGGUCUGGCAGUGGAUCCCAACCGGACUCUUCCGAUUCAGAAGCAGGGAAUUCUUACUGCGGGGGGAGAAACAAAAGCUCCUAAAAGUAUUGUGACAAAGCCGUAUGUCCUGAACCAGCUGGAGGAGGAAGCAAGCCGGCCUGAAAAAGACCCCAAGACGUUAUCCACGGACCUGAUCGAAUACGUGCAGCACAUGAUCAGAGAACAUAAAGAAGACCACAAGGCCAUGGCCCGGGAUGAGAAGAACUACUACCAGGACACCCCCAAGCAGAUCAGAAGGAAGAUCAACGAGUACAAACGCUGCCAUCCACAGCACUACGCAGCUUUCCUGGAGUCCCUGGCGAGCCAGCCGCAGGUCAGCAGCUAACGCCGGCUAGCCUCCCGGCACAUGGAGGGGGAGAUGGUGGUGUGGACUCGGGGUUUCUGUGGCACUGGCGCCACCACGGGGUGUGUGAGGUCGGCUUGGCGGUCCAUUCAGAACACUGAGACCGAGAACAACAAACUGAACUCAGGAAGAAGGAAGUUGCCAAGUGGUCAUGGAGUUACUACACACCAGUGUGUGAAGAACACACACCAAUCACACGACAACAGCUCUCUUCUCUCUACCUGUUCAGACUUUUUUUUAUUAUUUCUAGUGGUUCUUGUUUGUUGAUCCCAUUAUCACCUACCUACCCGCCCUCUCUGUGGACUAUCAGUACCGGAUGUGGACGCAAGGGCUUUGUUUCAUAGUUUAGUAUACAGCUGAAAUACCUCAGCAUUCAGCUGGGGCAUUUUAAAUUGUUUUCUUCAGGUUUAAACACAUGUGGUCCCGUGACGCUGGGUAAUCUGUCAUGAAGUCUUUGCCGAUGUCCUGCGGUGACUUGUUGUGAUCACAGUAUUGAUCAGAUCUCAUUAUUGAUCUGAUCAGGGGACGAGAAGCUUCACACUCCUGCAACAUUGAUGUGUUCAGAGAACCCAGUUCAAAUGAGGAGCAGGUAUUGCCCUACCAGUGUGAUGCACGCACUUUGACUUGUGGAUGUUCACAAUGUGUGUACUGAUUACUACUACUACUCAGGUCCAACAGGGGGACGUGUAAGAGUGGAGGAAGGUGCGCACGGGUGGGCUAUGUCUUUUGCAGGAGGCGUGAUCUGAAAGGGAUUGGGGACUGCAAGGUGGUGACGGCAGAGCGUAGCUAGGUAGCAUCGUACUGUAGCAUGGCUUUGGAAAUCAAGAAGAAGAAGAGAGUGAACGUAGACAAUUUGUGUACUGAUUGUACAUGGAUAGAUUUCUCUGACUCCAUGUUGUGCAAGUCCUCUGUACAGUUUCUGUGAUCAGAACAUCUCACCAAAUGAACCUCGGUGUCGGUUGUAAUAAACUGGUGAC
Messenger RNA from Lampris incognitus (smalleye Pacific opah), 1722 nucleotides. It is a transcript of the gene nop16, whose product is annotated as NOP16 nucleolar protein homolog (yeast). Bases 203 to 727 code for a protein of 174 amino acids. Lineage: Eukaryota; Metazoa; Chordata; Actinopteri; Lampriformes; Lampridae. The transcript has 6 exons. The record is from RefSeq and is a predicted model, not a curated record. Gene Ontology annotation, biological process: ribosomal large subunit biogenesis. Gene Ontology annotation, cellular component: nucleolus.